AGCAAUUCGCAUGCGGAUCCAUACGAUGGGUAGCAGCGGGGCACACUGCGAAAUGAGGUGAAGCAUAAGCGGCAGCGAAGCGGAGGGUGGCAGCCGGACAAAUGGCGGACACGGAUGCUUGUGACGUCGGGCCGUGAGGGCAGCGAAGAGCGAGAUUGUGGCAGCGAAGAGCGAGAACAUGUACGCAGGCCAUGUCUUAUUCCUGGCCUGAGCAUUUCCCACCCCUUCCUCGUCCCUUUUUGGCACAAAUCCGGCCUCCGUCAUGCGCAGCACGCUCUUGUUCCUGGGUGCAACUUUGACGUAUCUCUUCGGCGCUGGAAGCGCCAACCACGUCACCUGUUCUUGGACAGGUCCCGGGCCCGGCAGCCCCGACACGCUCGGAUACAAGCGGUUCUGUUCCGCCAACUUGAAGCUUCAGGACUCCGAGCAUGGUCAAUACUGGUGCGAUUCGCCGGGAGGAGGCCGCGUCAUGGUGGCUGAUUGGGGAUAUCUCCGGCCAAGGACGCUAGAGCUGGCGACGCCAUGUAAUGGCGGCGGCUACGCUCCUGACUGCUCGCUGUCUCACUGGGCGGUCUGUCCAAAUAAUGGAGCGGCCGUGGUUGGGUGGAAUUGCUACUACUGGUCAGAAUGGGAUGACUGCGAGUGGCCAAAGCUUUUCGCACCCGAGAACGUGCCAAAAGUGCUCGACAUCUACAGCCAGUGACGCACGACAUGGGCGGGAUCCGGCGGGGAACGGCGGCGGCGGUCUUGAGAAGUGGGCGGCGGGCAUCGUAGGG
This is a messenger RNA of Jaminaea rosea, 776 nucleotides long. RefSeq lists its product as hypothetical. The record is from RefSeq and is a predicted model, not a curated record. The coding region runs from base 263 to 703 and encodes 146 amino acids. The transcript has a single exon. Lineage: Eukaryota; Fungi; Basidiomycota; Exobasidiomycetes; Microstromatales.